Messenger RNA from Trichoderma citrinoviride, 2963 nucleotides. RefSeq names its product glycoside hydrolase family 31 protein. The record is from RefSeq and is a predicted model, not a curated record. Lineage: Eukaryota; Fungi; Ascomycota; Sordariomycetes; Hypocreales; Hypocreaceae. The transcript is spliced from 2 exons. The coding region runs from base 55 to 2937 and encodes 960 amino acids. Gene Ontology annotation, molecular function: alpha-glucosidase activity; carbohydrate binding. Gene Ontology annotation, biological process: N-glycan processing; carbohydrate metabolic process. Gene Ontology annotation, cellular component: glucosidase II complex.
CACGCUUGUUGAUUUGUUUACCUACCCAACAUCGCCCUCGUCAUGAGGUCGACGAUGGGGCUGUCCUGGAAGUGGACAGCACUCCUCAGCCUUCUCAGUGCAAUUCUGUGUCUGGUUGGGCCGGCCUUGGCUGUCAAGGAACAUGACUUCAAAAAGUGCGACCAGGCCGGCUUCUGCAAACGAAACCGUGCCUUGGCGGAUCUUGCCGCUUCCCAGAGCUCGACCUGGGUGUCUCCCUACAAAGCUGUUCUCGAAUCGCCCUCUUUGAAAGACGGACAGAUCCAAGGUGUCAUUCUCAAGACGAUCAAUGCCGCCGGCGACACGGUUCGACUGCCAGUCACAAUCUCAUUCCUCGAAUCGGGUGUUGCUCGUCUCGUGAUUGACGAGGAGAAGCGGCAAAACAAGGACAUUGAGCUUAGACACGGCAGCAUCGCCAGAAAGGAACGCUACAAUGAGGCCGCGAACUGGUCCAUUGUUGGCGGCCUUGAGCCGGAUCUGAAAGCCGAGAUUGUCCACCAGGACGACUCUCAGAUCAAUGUCAAAUACGGCCCCGACGCCAACUUUGAGGCCGUCAUCAGACUCUCGCCCUUUAGGAUUGAUUUCCGGAGAGAUGGUGUCUCGCACAUCGAGCUCAACGAACGUGGUCUGCUCAACGUUGAGCAUUGGAGAGCAAAGGUCGAAAGACCAGAGGGAGAAGAGAACCCUGAGGAGGACGAAAGCACCUGGUGGGAUGAGACCUUCAACGGACAUACCGAUACCAAGCCUCGCGGUCCCGAGAGUGUGGCCUUGGACAUUUCGUUCCACGGAUACGAGCAUGUCUAUGGUAUCCCCGAGCACACCGGACCCCUCUCUCUCAAGGAAACUCGAGGCGGCGAAGGCAACUAUGCGGAACCCUAUCGCAUGUACAACGCCGACGUCUUUGAGUACAUUCUUGACAGCCCCAUGACCCUCUAUGGCUCCAUCCCUUUCAUGCAGGCUCACCGAAAGGAUUCUUCCGUCGGUGUCUUGUGGCUCAACGCAGCGGAUACCUGGGUCGAUAUUACAAAGGUCAAAGGCAGCAGCAACCCUCUGAGUCUCAAAUCCAGUGUCCCGAAAAACACCCAAACUCACUGGAUCUCCGAAAGCGGUAUCAUUGAUCUCUUUGUUUUCUUGGGCCCCACGCCUCAGGACAUUACGAAGAGGUAUACUGAGCUGACGGGAACAACCGCUAUGCCUCAGGAGUUUGCCCUCGGCUACCACCAGUGCCGAUGGAACUACAUCUCUGAAGACGACGUCAAAGAUGUUGACCGCAGGUUUGACAAGGCUCAUGUGCCGUAUGAUGUCAUCUGGCUGGAUAUCGAGUACACCGAUGACGGAAAAUACUUCACCUGGGACCCUCAUUCGUUCAGCGACCCCAUCAGUAUCGGUAAACAACUGGACAGCCACGGCAGAAAGCUUGUGACGAUCAUUGAUCCACACAUCAAGAGGGUUGACAACUAUCCUAUCAAUGAGCAACUCCUGGCUCUUGACCUCGCCGUUCACGACAAGGACGGCAAGACCUAUGAAGGCUCGUGCUGGCCAGGCAAUUCCAACUGGAUUGACUGCUUCAACCCCAAGGCCCGUGAAUGGUGGAAGGGUCUGCACAAAUACGACACGUUCAAGGGAACAAUGGAGAACACCUUCAUCUGGAACGACAUGAACGAACCCUCGGUCUUUGAAGGCCCAGAGACUACCAUGCCCAAGGACAACCUCCACUGGGACAACUGGGAGCACCGAGAUGUCCACAACCUGAACGGAAUGACAUAUCAUCACUCUACCUUUGAAGCUCUCAAGAGCCGUAAGAAGGGCGAGUACCGACGUCCGUUCGUGCUGACCCGAGCUUUCUUCUCCGGCUCCCAGCGCUUUGGUGCCAUGUGGACCGGCGACAACUUGGCGGACUGGGGCCACCUGCAGACCUCCGUGACCAUGCUCCUGAACCAGGGUAUCUCUGGAUUCCCGUUCUCGGGAGCUGAUGUCGCGGGAUUCUUCGGAGACCCUGAGAAGGACUUGCUCGCCCGUUGGUACCAGACGGCUGCGUUUUAUCCGUUCUUCCGAGCCCAUGCUCACAUCGACACCCGUCGCCGUGAGCCAUACUUGCUUGGCGAGCCCUAUACUGCCAUUGUUACUGCAGCACUGCGACUGCGAUACUCUCUCUUGCCCGCGUGGUACACUGCCUUCUACCACUCAAACCGAGAUGGCAGCCCUAUCCUUCGCCCGAUGUUCUGGACGCAUCCGUCCGCUGAGGGAGGCUUGGCGAUUGAUGACCAGUUCUUCCUGGCAUCAACCGGCUUGCUCGUUAAGCCCGUGGCAGAGAAAGACAAGUACAGCGCGGAUAUCUGGAUCCCGGAUGAUGAGGUUUACUACGAGUACGAUACGUACAACGUGGCGAAGACUGAGCAGGGCAAGCACGUUACAUUUGACACUCCCAUCGACCGCAUCCCCAUCCUGAUGCGAGGAGGCCACAUCAUCCCACGCCGUGAUAUCCCCCGUCGCUCAAGCUCUCUCAUGCGUUUCGACCCCUACACUCUUGUCGUCUCCGUCUCCAAGGACGGUCAGGCCGAAGGAGAGCUGUACGUCGAUGAUGGUGAUAGCUACGAGUUUGAAGAUGGUCAAUACAUCCAUCGCAAGUUCAGCCUGAAGGACGAUGUUCUUUCUUCAGUCGAUGCUGAAGGCCGGGAUAGCCGAAAGAUCAAGCCUGGCAAGUGGCUCAAGGCUAUGCAGAACGUCCACAUCGACAAGAUCAUCAUCAUUGGCGCUCCUGCCUCGUGGGACCGAGAAGCGGUACAGAUCGAAUCAGACGGACGUGCCUGGGCCGCCAAGGUGCACUACCACGCCGCCGACAAGGACAGGGCUGCAUUUGCAACUGUAACCCAUGUGAAGGCCCGUGUUGGGGAUGACUGGAGCAUCAAGCUGGCUUAGAUGAUCGAGUCACGGAGCUUUCUUUU